Messenger RNA from Cariama cristata (Red-legged seriema), 1010 nucleotides. It is a transcript of the gene LMAN1, whose product is annotated as lectin, mannose-binding, 1. The annotation marks the transcript as partial. Gene Ontology annotation, cellular component: endoplasmic reticulum membrane; COPII-coated ER to Golgi transport vesicle; Golgi membrane. Gene Ontology annotation, biological process: endoplasmic reticulum to Golgi vesicle-mediated transport; Golgi organization; endoplasmic reticulum organization. Gene Ontology annotation, molecular function: D-mannose binding. The transcript has 9 exons. Lineage: Eukaryota; Metazoa; Chordata; Aves; Cariamiformes; Cariamidae. The record is from RefSeq and is a predicted model, not a curated record.
AUGCCAUACCAAGUGCAGACCAGAUUCGUAUAACAACGUCUUUGAAAAGCCAAAGAGGGUCAGUGUGGACAAAAAACAAGUCAAUAUUUGAAUAUUGGGAAGUCGAAGUGACCUUUCGAGUUACAGGAAGAGGCCGCAUUGGAGCUGAUGGAUUGGCAAUCUGGUUUACAGAAGAGCAAGGCUUGGAAGGUCCUGUUUUUGGGGCAGCUGAUAAAUGGAAUGGUGUUGGAAUUUUCUUUGACUCCUUUGACAAUGAUGGAAAGAAAAACAAUCCUGGAGUGAUUGUUGUAGGCAACAAUGGAAAACUUCUGUAUGACCAUCAGAAUGAUGGUUCCACGCAAGCAUUGGCAUCCUGUCAGAGGGACUUUCGUAACAAACCCUAUCCUGUUCGAGUCAAGAUAACAUACUACCAAAAAUCAUUGACUGUAUUAAUUAACAAUGGCUUUACUCCGGAUAAAGAAGACUAUGAAUUUUGUGCGAAAGUGGAAGAUAUGGUGUUGCCAUCGCAAGGAUAUUUUGGAAUAUCUGCAGCAACAGGGGGACUUGCAGAUGAUCAUGAUGUCCUGUCUUUUCUGACCUUCCAGCUGACUGAGCCUGGGAAGGAAAUACCAACACCAGAUGCAGAAAUUCCUCAGAAAGAUAAAGAGAAGUAUCAAGAAGAGUUUGAACACUUUCAACAAGAAUUGGAUAAAAAGAAAGAAGAAUUUCAAAAGGAACAUCCUGAUGUGCAAGGACAGCCAGCGGAUGACAUUUUUGAAACUGUAAGUGAUCGUGAACUGAGACAAAUCUUUGAGGGGCAGAAUCGAAUUCAUCUUGAAAUCAAACAGCUUAAUAGGCAAUUGGACAUGAUUCUGGAUGAGCAGAGGAGAUACGUCUCUGCAGUCACUGAUGAGAUUGCUAAAAGAGGAGCCAGUUUUCCAGGUCAACAAGGACAGGUUUCCCAGCAAGAAGUUGAGACAGUUGUGAAAACUCAAGAAGAGGUCAUUAGACAAGUAAAUGAAAUAAGGUAA